UUGUAGGCUUUGGGAUAAGGAACGAGGACAGCAUAAAAGGAAGCUCAGUAGUGCCGUUGAGAGGGGAAUCUUCUCAUCUGCCCUGGCAUGGCAAAUAUAAAAGGGCUUGCAUAGGUAGGGAGCAACAGGUUUAAUCAAGAGUUUGUGUGACAUAGGCCAGUAAUUCAUAUUCCAGAAGUGGAGGUGAUGGAUAUUUUUGUAAAGUGGGGAGAGUAAAGCUGGACAGCAGAGGUAAAAACCUUGGCUAAAUCCUGAUGGGCUGCACCGUGAGUUUGGCCCUUCUGGAGGAUGAACUUUGCAGUGUUCCAUUUGUUCCACAUAGUCAGCCACAAGACACGAUCAACACCAUGUCAGAGCCUGAAGGAUUAGCUUCAAGUUCCCACACUUUCAAGACCAAGACAUUCAAGAAGCCCAAAACCUGUGCUACCUGCAAACAGGUGAUCAACAAAGACGGUGUUUCAUGCAGAGUUUGCAGAUUUGCCUGUCAUAAGAAAUGUGAAACAAAGGUAGUAACUGCCUGUUUGCCACCGGUCAACUAUGAACUGCCAGAUAAUACAGAUUCCUUCUUACAUCAUGUAGCCAGGACGACGUCAAGCACUUUUUCAAAGAGUUCAUCUUUCAGUUACGAUAAAAUAUCUCAAAGCGUGGAUCACAUUAUGGAGGAAGGCUAUGAACUUGACCUGACUUACAUCACCGAACGUAUAAUUGCAGUUUCCUUCCCCACUGCAUGUUCAGAGGAAACCUACCUCCAUAACUUGCAAGAUGUUACACGCAUGCUUAAAUCGAAACAUGCAGACAACUAUUUGGUGUUCAACCUUUCAGAAAAAAUAUUUGAUCUGUCUAAACUUAACCCAAAGAUCAUGGACGUGGGCUGGCCUGACCUUCACGCUCCCCCUCUUGAUAAGAUGUGCACCAUCUGCAAGGCCAUGGAGAACUGGCUCAACAGCGACUCCCAGCAUGUGGUGGUGAUUCACUGCAAAGGUGGUAAAGGUAGAAUUGGUGUUGUAAUAUCUUCAUACAUGCAUUUCACCAAUAUAUCUGCAAGUGCUGAUCAAGCAUUGGAUCGCUUUGCAAUGAGGAAGUUUUAUGAUGAUAAAGUUUCGGCUUUAAUGCAGCCUUCACAAAAGCGAUAUGUUCAGUUCCUGAGUGGGCUUCUGUCAGGCUCUAUGAAAAUGAAUACUUCACCCCUUUUUCUGCACUAUGUCGUUCUUCAUGGGAUACCCAGUUUUGACAGCGGUGGAGGUGAGAGCUGCUUGUUAAUGAACAGCAGUACACAUAAGCACUGGUGUGUUUCCCAAGGCAAAGUGUGUCGACCAUUUUUGAAAAUCUACCAGGCAAUGCAGCCAGUGUACACUUCAGGAAUCUACAAUGUAGGCCAGGAGAAUCAAAGCAGGAUAUGCAUUGUCCUCGAGCCAGCACAGCUGCUGAAGGGUGACAUAAUGGUAAAAUGUUACCACAAAAAGUUCCGGUCAGCUACACGUGACGUUGUGUUCUGCCUUCAGUUUCACACUGGCUCAGUGCAAGGUUAUGGAUUAGUGUUUGGCAAGGAAGAACUUGAUAAUGCAAACAAAGAUGACAGAUUUCCAGAUUAUGGGAAGAUUGAGUUGGUGUUUUCAGGCAGCCCAGAGAAAAUCCAAGGUUCUGAGAACUUGCAAAACGAUCAUGGUGUGACGGUGGAUUACAGCACUGCUGACCCGCUUAUACGGUGGGACUCCUAUGAAAACAUGAGCUCAGAUGGUGAAGUGCUGCACACUCAGGGGCCUGUUGAUGGGAGCCUGUAUGCCAAAGUGAGUAAAAAGAGCUCUUCAGACUGCAGCAUAGCAGUGGCGGCCCAUGGGGUGGCAGUGACCAGCAGCCCUGACCACAGCGACCACACCUUGUCAGUCAGCAGCGACUCCGGCCACUCUACAGCAUCAAUACGGACAGACCGCGUCUCGGGGAUCAAGCGAGGACUGAGUACGCAGGAAAAAGCUGAGCUUGACCAUCUCCUGAGCGGAUUUGGACUGGAGAACCCAGCUCCCUCCAAGGAAAUGUCAGGAGGGAAUCAGCUGGGUGGUGUGCAACACAUUGUGCCUGCCCAGGUGCACAUCAGUGGGGAGGUAAAACUCAAGGACAGGGAGACCGACAUCCUGGAUGAUGAGAUGCCCAACCACGACCUUCACAGUGUAGACAGCAUAGGCACCCUCUCGUCCUCUGAAGGCCAGCACUAUAACCACCUUGGCCACUUUGUCUUCCACAAGAGCAGCCAAAACUCAUUGUUGUCGGAUGGCUUCGGCAGCAACACUGGCGACGAUCAACAUACUCCCAUCGCCCCUGACCUGGGCAUCAGUGUGGAUGUCUACGAAAGGGCCUUCAGCGAGGCUAAGCAAGGCUACCUGCCACAGAGAACCCCACCUGUUUCCACAGCUACCACCCCCAAGCCUCAGGCUUUUGGACAGAGCGGUUACUCCACCCAGACCUGGGUCCGCCAGCAACAGAUGGUGGCUGCCCAGCAGUAUACAUACUCGCCAGCUGAGGGUGAUGUGAGGUUCUCCCCGGAGAACAAACAGAGCAAGCUUGAGACUCAGCCCAAGCUUCCAAAUACCUCCACUAGAGGGAGCAGCAGCAGGGAUGCUGUGCAGAGAGGGAUAGUUGUCGGGUCCCUUCCUACUGCCAAUAAGAGUCCAAAGGAAACCAAUGAUUUGGACCAGACCUGCAAGGAAGAGGAGUUACCAUCCUCCCCCACCAUGGAUAUUGAUCAGUCGAUUGAGCAGCUGAAUCAGUUGAUAAUGGAUCUCGACCCCACGUUUGUGCCUAUCCCUACACGUGUGAAUUCUGUAAAGAGGGGAGGUGUGGAUCAGAUGAAUGGAUCUACUUUCAGUAAAGUGGAAGGGGUUGCCGCCACCAAUGGAGUGAACGCCACGCUUCAGGAAAAAAGAGAAAUGGUGAUUCCACAAAACAUUUGCCAACCAGCUGUGCAAGCUAACGAUACAACAAAUGGACAGACAAGGGAUCUAAGUGUUGGUCAGUAUGAUAAUGAUGCAACAAGACACUCAGUGUUCAGCAGGACUGGGUGGAUGAAGGCCGAAAAGUCCCAGAACAUAUCAUAUACUACAAUUGUGCAAGCUUCAGAGCGUGCUUCAAGAUACAGAGAAGGCAAUAAUGAAAUAGAUGGCAGGAUCAUGUCUCCAAUGGGAUCUGCCAAUGAAAAGGUUCCUCCAACACCAGCCUUUCCAGUCUCCCCUAUAACACCUUAUGUGAAAAGUCCAGAUUUUUCUAUGAUGAGGCUUUGUGACCCACCGACCAGCAAUAACUCAGAGAUGUACCGACAGAUACAAGAACCCAGAAGUUACAUGGAAGGCAUAAACCAUUCAGCAGUGACGUCAGACAGCAAUGUGGAAGCCAUGUACAGAACUGAUGUCCAGAUGAUAUCCACUUCCUGUCAGAGACCCUUUGGAUCUAUGUGUUCAGCAUCCACUGGUAGCCCAGUCCCACGAUCAGAGAGCCCCUUGUCCUCUGGGCAGCCGUGGUCAGAGAGUAACUCAAAGACCCCUGUUUCCCUUCAGUCCUCUUUGACCGGGAUGAGCAGGUCCACCACCCACUGUCUUGGCUCUGCAGAGUUCUCAGCCAGCUCUGUCAACCCCAGCCAAGACUCGGUUCUUCUGUCCCAGUACACUGCCUCCCAGAUAUCCCCAAACAGUCACAGCUCUCCUAGGGAGUUUCAGCAAGGCACCAAAGCCUGCUGGAGCUCCAGCAAAAGCAGAGGUGUCAGUGGUGGGCAACAGUUUGAUGGGCAACACACGUCCAUGUUUGCCAGUCUCCCCAUGGGCACAAACUCCCCCAGUACUGGAAAAUUGCAGGUGUCAGCCUUAUUGGACAAUGAAAACCCACAGCAUGGUCUGCUUACAGCAGCUGGGGGACUGGGCCAGCACAGCCCCACUUCAAGGCACACAGGCAUGAACAUGGCUUUGCAGCCUCCCCUCCCAGAAAAGAAGAGGGUCUCGGAGGGAGAACGUUCCUUCUGCUCCAUUUCUCCUUCCUCAAGUGGGUUUUCCAGUCCCCACAGUGGGAGCACGAUCAGCAUACCGUUCCCAAGUGUCCUUCCGGAUUUCUCCAAAGUUUUAAGCACUUCACCCAUGCCAGACAACUCUGCAAAUAAGCAAUUGACUGUAAAAUUUGUACAAGACACCUCCAAAUUCUGGUACAAGCCAGACAUCUCAAGGGACCAAGCUAUUGCAGUCUUGAAGGACAAAGAGCCAGGUUCUUUCAUUGUUCGAGACAGCCAUUCAUUCCGGGGUGCAUAUGGACUGGCGAUGAAGGUUGCUACGCCCCCUCCUUCUGUACUGCAGCAAAACAAAAAAGUGGGAGAUUUGUCCAGUGAACUUGUCAGGCAUUUUUUAAUCGAAUGCACACAAAAAGGAGUAAGGCUAAAGGGCUGCCCGAAUGAACCCUACUUUGGAAGUCUUACAGCAUUGGUUUGUCAACAUUCCAUUACCCCACUGGCAUUACCAUGCAAACUCAUCAUCCCGGAUAGAGAUCCUCUUGAGGACGUUGGGGAGUCUAUGUCACAGUCUGCAACAAACUCUGCUGCUGAGCUGCUUAAACAAGGAGCAGCCUGCAAUGUGUGGUAUUUGGGCUCAGUGGAAAUGGAAUCCCUCACUGGCUAUCAAGCAGUGCAGAAAGCCGCAAGCGUAUCUUUAGCCAUGGAUCCUCCCCCAACCUCCACUGUGGUGCACUUCAAGGUGUCGGCUCAAGGCAUCACACUCACAGACAAUCAGAGGAAACUAUUUUUCCGAAGACAUUAUACUGUCAAUACUGUUAUCUUUUGUGCAUUGGACCCAAGGGAUAGAAAGUGGACAAAAGAUGGAGGUUUUUCAAAAAUUUUUGGAUUUGUGGCAAGAAAGCAGGGAAGUGCAACUGACAAUGUGUGCCACCUCUUUGCUGAACAUGAUCCAGAGCAGCCUGCCAGUGCCAUUGUCAACUUUGUGUCAAAAGUAAUGAUAGGCUCACAGAAGAAUAAAUAGUAUAACACACCCGCCCCCUUAAAAAAGAAGACGUGACUUCGGUUUGUAAGAGUGUACUUUUAACAGGUUGUACAAGACUGGUGAAGAUGGUAUGUGUAAGGUCUAUUUUGGAAGGGGUGUAGAGAAAGAGACCGAAUUAGGAAAGGGUUCUGUUUGUUAGUAGCACUUGGCUGAGAUCAGAGGGGUAUUUAAGAUACGUCUGACAAAUGGUUUUAUUAUGGUUAAGAUUAAGGGCGAAUGUUGGGUUAUAUAUUUGUGUCACAAAUUAAGAAAUAAAAGGACAACCGAAGGUUAGACUAAAACAGUAAGGACUUGUAAUGUGUAUUUAUUUGUCUUUACCACAAUAUUUGUAUUAGACUGCAGAAAACUGCCUGUUUUUAAUUUUGCACACUUGUCAUGUGCCUCAGCUUUACUUUUUCACUUAAGUUAAAAAGGACAAGAAACAACGGCUGUUAAUGUGCCUUUCUGUAGAUUUAUUUGUAAAGAUUUCCUGUUGAAAGGUCAAGGCUUUAAAGAUGCAUUAUCUACACAAGAGCUUAGACAAGAACUGAUAUAAAGUGCAUUCCAACCUGCUCUCUGAUGGCUGUCUCGAUCAAAGUGGUUGAUUAAGAUGGACACCUUUAUAUGUUCAUUAAGACGGACAAAAUACUGAGCUAACUGCAUUCCAAUCAAGUAAGGAGUGACCAGGGCAGUUUCCACAAACCUUAAUAGAGCCUCUUCUGAUCUUGUCGGCCUAAACUUGGUAUUCUCAACUUGUUCUCAAUGUACUUACCUGGUUAAAUAAAGGUUUGAAUUGAAUUGAA
This is a messenger RNA of Acipenser ruthenus (sterlet), 5806 nucleotides long. Its product is annotated as tensin-3-like. Gene Ontology annotation, molecular function: phosphatase activity; protein binding. The coding region runs from base 255 to 5003 and encodes 1582 amino acids. The record is from RefSeq and is a predicted model, not a curated record. The transcript is spliced from 32 exons. NCBI's taxonomy places the organism in Eukaryota, Metazoa, Chordata, Actinopteri, Acipenseriformes, Acipenseridae. Gene Ontology annotation, biological process: dephosphorylation.